AUGGCCGCGUCGAAGCGCGCGACUGCAAGCGCGCCUCGCCUCGCCUCGCCUCCUCCCCAGGCCCUCCUGCAGCAUGCAGCUCCGGUUUUUCUGGGGGGCGUUCGGGAGCGGGUGGCUGGCGGAGACCUGGCUGUCAGACUAAGAGUGUGGAUGGGUGAACAAUUAAUUUCAGAUUGGCGCAACCUCGGCCGGGGAUUGAGGCUACGUAGUAGUCAGAGAAGAAAGUAA
Molecule: messenger RNA, 228 nt
Organism: Pyricularia oryzae 70-15
Lineage: Eukaryota; Fungi; Ascomycota; Sordariomycetes; Magnaporthales; Pyriculariaceae
Exons: 5
Coding region: 1-228 (75 amino acids)
Source: RefSeq, a predicted model, not a curated record